Molecule: messenger RNA, 213 nt
Organism: Macrosiphum euphorbiae (potato aphid)
Lineage: Eukaryota; Metazoa; Arthropoda; Insecta; Hemiptera; Aphididae
Source: the annotation of a GenBank genome assembly
AUGUCCAUCAAAAAGACAUACCAGAAAUUAGGAGAUUGCAAUUCAAUGAAAUCUCAACAAAGGAAAUCACAACAGGAAGUCGACCAACACAAUCCACAAACGUCAACAUUCAACGUCAAAUAUUCAACCAGAAAAUCAGCACAUCCCAAAUCAAGCUCCAACAUCAACACCAACCACAUCGUCAAGAACCAAAAACAAAAAUGUUUUAAAUAA